UGUGAUGAGACGUGAGACAAUAUUUUAGAGAAUAUUAAUGAAAUGGGUGAUUUAAAUGUAGAUAAUGUUGAAAGUCGUACGUAUUAUUCAAUAUUAUUACACGAUGUUAGUAAUAAAAUAAAGUCUACACUAGCUCAAGACAGCAGAACAACGAUGGAUGAAGUAAAUUUAGCGCUCAAGGAAUGCGGUUUUGGGAGGUUUCAUAUUAGAUUAUUAUUUGCAUCAUUCCUGGGACACACAGCUGGGGUAGUUAUGUCGUCUACUACUCCAUAUAUCCUGCCUGUUGCUGAGUGCGAUUUAAAUAUGGACUUGCUGGAAAAAGGACUACUAAAUGCCAUGCCGUAUGUUGGAAUGAUGGCUUCUUGCUUGGUCGCCGGGUUUCUAACAGAUACAUUUGGACGAAAGAAGUUUUUAUUGAUUGGAUUUGGCGGCCUUUUUAUAUUUUCCAUUACUUCAGCUCUUAGUCAGACGUAUAAUAUUUUAGUGACAUCGAAAUUCUUCGAAGGCUUUCUAUCCGCGAUGUCAUUUAGUCCACUUCUAGCGCUCUCCUCUGAGCUAUGCCACCCAGGGAUCAGAGACCGGAUUAUGUUAUUUCAGUCCUCUUUUGUGGCAAUUGGACAAGUUGUACUUGCAUUUAUUACGUGGGGUAUACUAACCUUUGAUUGGACAGAUUCGUAUUUCAACGGAAUGUUUGUUCUCCACACUUGGAACUACUAUCUCUUGAUUGUAUCAUCUUGGUCGUUGUUCGCAACAAUUUUUUAUACAUUUAUUCCGGAAAGUCCCAAAUAUUUGGUAACUCGGCACAAAUACGAGGAAGCCAGGAGCGUGCUCAUUCAACUGUACACCGAAAAUACGGGAAGAACUGCGGAAACUUUUAAGUAUGCUAAUUUGUGGAAAGAUAAAGCGAAACAAGAUUUUCAAAUCGAAGAAAGCAACAUGAGCAUAAGAGAGAAAUUGUCUGCGGGUUUGGAGAACAUGAAGCCAAUAUUUCAAAAGCCCUUGUUGCUUUAUCUUAUUUUCUUUUGUUCAAUCAACUUUUUUACAAUGCAGCAAUACAACGUUUUAAGACUAUGGUUUCCUCAAUUAUCGACAAUCGUUGAAAAUUACCGUCACGACGGUUCUGAAGACUUCUGUUUUAUGUUAGAUGAAUACACUUCGGACCUUAGAGAUUUAGUGACAAAUACUACAGCAACAUGUGUUCCUGUACGCAGCGGUACUGAAACCUAUUUGAAUUCUGUCAUACUGGGCUGUAUUUGUUUCCUGCCUAACAUAAUUACAAGCUUGCUUGUGAAUAAAAUGGGAAAAAAGAACUUGCUUAUAAUUUGUGGCUUGAUUUCAACGGGUUGUACAGUUGGUUUGCGAUGGGCAGCGUCUAAAACAGCGCUGGUAUCAUUAUUCUCAACUGAUGUAUCAGCUGCCAGGGCAAUGAUAAGUCUUACUCAGGCUAUGGUUCUGGAGUACUUUCCAACUAGUUGCAGGUCGCUAGCAAUGAGUUUCAUUAUGAUGUCGGGUCGCACUGGGACCUUAUUUGGGAAUGUCAUGUUUCCAAUAUUGCUCAACAUUGGAUGUGUUGUACCACUAUUUUCUUUGGCAUCCCUUUUAUUUGGUAUUACUUCGUUGACGUUAUUUUUACCAGCCAAGAAAAAUGAUAGAUGAAGACGAUAAUAAUUAAAAUUAUUAUAUAAUAAAGUAUUUUUUUCAUCAUA
Colias croceus (clouded yellow) is the source of this 1706-nucleotide messenger RNA. Its product is annotated as synaptic vesicle glycoprotein 2B-like. Gene Ontology annotation, molecular function: transmembrane transporter activity. Gene Ontology annotation, biological process: transmembrane transport. Gene Ontology annotation, cellular component: membrane. Bases 43 to 1656 code for a protein of 537 amino acids. The record is from RefSeq and is a predicted model, not a curated record. NCBI's taxonomy places the organism in Eukaryota, Metazoa, Arthropoda, Insecta, Lepidoptera, Pieridae. The transcript is spliced from 10 exons.